AUGGCAUCGUCGAAUAUCAAUAAACAAGACGGUGGCGACACUCGUAUUAGGACUACUCAAGGUGAAACAUUCAUUGCGGCUACGCAAAGACCAGACGGAACAUGGCGGAAAGCACGUCGUGUGAAAGAUGGAUAUAUUCCACAAGAAGAGCAGCCGAAAUACCAAAACCCAAGCCAAGUAGCAGCAUCAAGCCGAGGUCGAGUGGUCGUAGGAAUGACCCCACGCAGCAUGCAGCAGGCAACUGCAGGACCUCGUAAACCCAUAGCAGCUGUAUUUCAACCAAAAGCGGCUAUAACACCACAAGAACAAAUUCAAAAGAAAUCGACAAAAAAGCUGCAGGAACGAAUAAACAAUGGCGAAAUUAUUCCGUUACCUAACCAACUAGCAAAGGUUGGUCGGAAGACGGAAUACGAGAGCGAGAUCGAGAAGCUCACGGAAGAAAUGGAGAAGUUAUAA
Molecule: messenger RNA, 456 nt
Organism: Ostertagia ostertagi
Lineage: Eukaryota; Metazoa; Nematoda; Chromadorea; Rhabditida; Trichostrongylidae
Source: the annotation of a GenBank genome assembly